AGGCGGAGAAUCGGAUUCGUCAUAUCAACAAAAGAGAAAAGUAUCACUUCCACUCUUAGAACUCAAACCAUGCCGUUUCAAAGGAUAGUUAUCGCCGUGGGUCGGCCGGAGGAGGCCACCCAUCCUGCCGCCCUGAAGGCCGCUUUGGCCGAGUUUAUUUCUACUCUUAUCUUCGUUUUUGCCGGCCAAGGUUCCGGUCUGGCUUUCUCUAAGCUCACUCAUAAUUCACCCACCACUCCGAUUGGUCUCAUCAUCGCCUCCAUAGCUCAUGGCUUUGCCCUUUUUGUCGGUGUCUCCACCGCCGCAAACAUCUCCGGUGGACACCUUAACCCCGCCGUGACUUUCGGGGCCUUGCUCGGCGGUAACAUCACUAUCCUUCGCGGUAUUCUUUAUUGGAUCGCUCAGCUCCUCGGCGCCGUCGUCGCUAACUUGUUGCUCAAGUUCGUCAUCGUCGACGUGGCAAUUACGGGAUUCUUGCCAACAGCAGGGGUUGGAAUAUGGGAAGCAUUUGUAUUCGAGAUUGUAAUGACAUUCGGUUUAGUCUACACUGUCUACGCCACCGCCAUUGAUCCCAAAAGAGGUGAACUGGGAGUCAUUGCACCCAUCGCCAUCGGUUUAAUCGUGGGCGCUAACAUUUUGGUGGGCGGCCCAUUCACCGGUGCCUCCAUGAACCCUGCCGUCGCCUUCGGACCUGCCGUCAUCUCUUGGUCUUGGGUUAACCAUUGGAUCUACUGGGCUGGCCCUCUCAUCGGCGGCGGCUUAGCCGGCAUUGUGUAUGAACUGUUCUUCAUUGGCUUCACCCACGAGCCUCUUCCGACUGCAGAGUACUGAAGAAGUGUAUUAUUGAUCUGUUGUAGUCAUUAACCUUUCUUCUCUUCGUCAACUUCUUUGUUCUACGUUUCUCUUCAUUAAUCUGUCUUCCUCUUCAACUUUUCAAUGUCAUCCAUUUUGAUAUCGUAUUAAAUUGAUGUCUUCUUUCUUCCUUGAA
Cucumis melo (muskmelon) is the source of this 988-nucleotide messenger RNA. RefSeq names its product aquaporin TIP1-2 (gene TIP1-2). Gene Ontology annotation, molecular function: water channel activity. Lineage: Eukaryota; Viridiplantae; Streptophyta; Magnoliopsida; Cucurbitales; Cucurbitaceae. Gene Ontology annotation, cellular component: plant-type vacuole membrane. The record is from RefSeq and is marked validated. Gene Ontology annotation, biological process: transmembrane transport; water transport.